AUGGCUUCAAACGCGGGCAGCCGCUCCGAACACCACGAGGAUGUUGAUGCCUCCGAUGCCAACACAUCAAAUAAGCAAGGCGUAACACGUACCAUGCUUUUCUUCACCAUUUGGAUUGCCUUCGCUUCAUGGAUAUCCAACUUUGACAAUGGGUACGCUGGCACCGUCAUCACAAUGCCUGCCUUCAAAAGCGCUUUUGGAUCCUGCGAGACGACCAUUGACGCGGCCACCGGGGCCCCCACCACAACAUGCACCUUGUCAGCGAUGAAACAGUCUUUGAUCAACUUGGCCAGUCUUUUCAUGGGCGUCGGCGGAGUCCUGUCCGGCCCGACAGGUUAUUAUCUUGGCCGCCGUGGGACCGUCGCAUUCGCCUCUGCGCUGAGCGUUGUGGGUGCUGCCGGUAUGCUGGGGACCUCUGGAAGCUACAUCAACUACAUGGUCUGCAGAUGUAUCAGUUCUGUGGGUCUUGGCCAAAUGCUGGCGGCGACAAGCAUUUAUGGGGCGGAGUGCGUUGCCGCGAACAGGAGAGGUGUUUUGCUCGGUCUGUUCAAUGUCGGUCUAGCAAUGGGUAACGUUGCUGCUACGGCCGUAUGCGCAGGCUCCGCAACUCUCGAUCCGAGCAAUAACUGGCAGUGGCAGACGCCGGUCAUAUGUCAAAUUCCUUUAGGAAUUCUCCUUGGAACAGGCAUAUGGAUGUUUCCCGAAUCACCUCGAUGGCUGAUGACAAAGGGGAAUGAGGAAGCUGCGCGCAAGUCUUUCGGCAGGUUUUAUGGUAAGCCAGCUUAUUCACAGCAGAUCACGACGCAGAUCAACGACGUCUUGAGACAUUUAGAGUCCGAACGAGCUCUGGGCUCGACAACAUCCUGGACAGAGAUAUUUCAUCGCGCCGAUAUUCGCCGUACAUCGGUGUCUGCUCUGAUCCUGGUGGGCUUAGCCAUCAGUGGUAUACAGUUUGUGGCACCAUAUACGGCAUUGUUCCUCCAGGGUGUGGGAGUCUCCAACUUUUAUGUCAUAAACGUCAUCAUUGGAGUCUCCAUCCUUGCCGGGGCCUCAAUUGGUUCUUGGACUGUUGAGUAUGGUGGCAGACGAUUCUCUUUGAUUCUGGGCUACUCGAUACUGUCUGUAUGCAUGCUCAUCGUCGGGGCCGUUGGCACGGCCUUGGACCAGAGCAAUCCUAUCGCGCAGAAAGUCUUAGUGGCGUUCCUCUGCAUCUGGGCAUUCGUCUUCGGGGGUUUUAUUGGACCCUGCGUGUGGCUAGCCUCAGCUGAGAUGCAUUCUGUCCGACUACGAACUUACGGUCAAGCCAACACUACCUUAUUCUACGAGAUCUUCGCCUUCGGGUCGUCUUUCUGGACACCUUAUAUGCUGAGCGCAGAUUAUGGUAAUAUGGGAACGAAUGUGGGAUAUUUCCAUUUUGGUGUGUCGGCGGUCCUUGCCGUUCUCAUGUUUCUCUUCGUUCCUGAGACAGCGAGGCUCACCCUCGAACAAAUCGAUGAGUACUUCACAUCCGGUCGGAAAGCGUGGCACACAUCAACCAGAAGAAAUAAGCUUAUUGCAAGUGGUACAGAGUCGGACACUGGUGUACUUGGAACCGAGCUUGAGCAAGCUAAGGCCUGA
Molecule: messenger RNA, 1617 nt
Organism: Phaeoacremonium minimum UCRPA7
Lineage: Eukaryota; Fungi; Ascomycota; Sordariomycetes; Togniniales; Togniniaceae
Product: putative mfs monosaccharide transporter protein
Exons: 1
Coding region: 1-1617 (538 amino acids)
Biological process (GO): carbohydrate transport; transmembrane transport
Cellular component (GO): membrane
Molecular function (GO): carbohydrate:proton symporter activity
Source: RefSeq, a predicted model, not a curated record